AUGAGGCCAGUUUCAAUCCUCAUAGCAAUUCUCAUCUCCUCCAAUUCACCCAAUUCACCCCUACUAUUCAUUAUUAUGGCGUCGUACGUAAAAGAUCCAAGCGCGUUGCGGGGUAUUGGAGCAUGGGUCCAGUUCGUUGACGCGCCGCAGACGAACACCUCUCUAAAGGAACUGGAUACCGAGUACACAGAGGUUCCCAAGAUAGAUAGGGACAACAGUAAUUCAAAGAUCAGAGCAUGGGUGUCAAACUUUGACCUGAACUUUUGGCAUGGACCUGAUAAAAUUCUGGACGAUAGAUUAGAUCGUUCGCAUUUUCAAGAUCAGACCUCAAGUGGUGUUAUAGCCCGAGCAUCACCUCCCUCAGAGAAUGAUACGCAGUCGACCAUCUUGGCUCUAAGCUCAGACUACAAUGGUAGCGCGCAAUGA
Daldinia decipiens is the source of this 426-nucleotide messenger RNA. RefSeq lists its product as uncharacterized. Bases 1 to 426 code for a protein of 141 amino acids. The transcript has a single exon. Lineage: Eukaryota; Fungi; Ascomycota; Sordariomycetes; Xylariales; Hypoxylaceae. The record is from RefSeq and is a predicted model, not a curated record.